Coffea arabica (coffee) is the source of this 978-nucleotide messenger RNA. Lineage: Eukaryota; Viridiplantae; Streptophyta; Magnoliopsida; Gentianales; Rubiaceae. The record is from RefSeq and is a predicted model, not a curated record.
AUGGAGCAGACAUCAAACGACGAAUCUAAUACUCGUAGAUUCAGAGUUUUGAUGUUCCCAUGGCUAGCUCAUGGCCACAUGUCUCCCUUCUUAGAACUAUCCAAGAGGCUUGCCAAAAACAACUUCCAGAUCUACUUUUGUUCCACUGAGAUCAAUCUGAGUUUCAUCAAGAAAGACAGAAACUUGGACGAGUACUUCUCCGAUCAUUCAAUAGAAUUAGUGCAACUUGAUUUGCCACACUUCCCUGAACUCCCUCCACACUAUCACACAACCAGAAACCUCCCACUCCAUCUGAAUCCAACCCUCCAUGUUGCGUUUUACAUGGGAAGGACCAACUUCCAAAACAUCCUAAACAUUUUGCAGCCAGAUUUGCUAAUCUACGACAUGUUCCAAGCAUGGGCCUCGGAGCUGGCCUCAAUGUUUCAUAUCCCAGCUGUUCUUUUCUUAGGCGGUGGAGCAGUUUUCUGGUCCUGGUAUUACUUUUACGAUAUCAACAAUAAAGGAUACUCCGAUAUCGAUGGGACUUACCCUUUUCCUGCAAUUUUUCUCCGGGAUUAUGAAAUAAAGAAGAUGGCAGCAUUUCUCCAAGAAUUAAAAAAAAACGUUCCCGAAGAAGUUGUGCUAUCUAUGACUAAGGGCUUUGAAGUAUCUUCUGACAUUGUUUUGCUGAAAGCCUGCAGAGAGAUUCAGGGGAAAUAUAUUGAUCACUUAUCUUCCUCUCGUGGGAAGAAGGUUUUAGCUGUCGGUCCUCUUAUUGAACUAAAACAUGAUGGUACCAAGAUGGAGGAGGAGACGGAAAACAGUUCCCAUAUCAUUGAAUUUCUGAAUGGUAGAGAGGAAUCAUCAGUGGUUUAUGUUUGUUUCGGGAGCGAAUACUUUCUGUCCGAGGAAGAAAGGGAAGAGAUGGCAUACGGGCUGGAGCUGAGUAAUGCUAAGAAUGUUUUAAAACUCGGACCGUUAAAUGAACCGGUGAAGUAA